This is a messenger RNA of Myiozetetes cayanensis, 2254 nucleotides long. It is a transcript of the gene SYTL1, whose product is annotated as synaptotagmin like 1. Gene Ontology annotation, cellular component: exocytic vesicle; plasma membrane. The coding region runs from base 330 to 2132 and encodes 600 amino acids. Gene Ontology annotation, biological process: exocytosis; intracellular protein transport. The record is from RefSeq and is a predicted model, not a curated record. The transcript is spliced from 16 exons. NCBI's taxonomy places the organism in Eukaryota, Metazoa, Chordata, Aves, Passeriformes, Tyrannidae. Gene Ontology annotation, molecular function: neurexin family protein binding; small GTPase binding.
GUCACCUCGCACCCAGCCGGGGGUGGGAUCGGGGGGAGCACCCGCACACCCACGAGGGUCCCCGUGGGGUUACCGGGGUCGCGACGAGCCACCGACACCGCACCACCUGGGCAGGGAGCUGGGGAGCCGCAGCAGCGCCUGGGCCAGACCUAGGUGCAUCUUGAGGUGGCAGCGCUGUUCCGGGGCGGGGGAACCCCCCCGUGUGCCGGCAGUAAACAGGAUACGAGCGGCUGCGGUGGGGAGGCAGCGGCAGCAUCGCCCCAGCCCCGGUGAGAGCCGCGGGAUGAUCGCGGGGGAUCAUCCCCAGCGGCCCCGAGGUUCCUCUCCAGAUGUUGGCAUCGCUGGUACAUGCCCGGCACGCUGAACCCCCCCGGCAAGCGGAGCCCCCCGAUCCUCAGCGCCCACCCAAGCCAGCGCCCCGGGGUGCCCCCGAGGUGUCCCCCCACCCCGCCAUGGCGCUGGAGGUGGGGGCCGAGGCGCUGCUGGACCUGAGCUUCCUGACGGAGGAGGAGCGAUGUGCCAUCGCAGAGGUGCUGCGCCGCGACUGGCAGCUCCGCCGGCGCGAGGAGGGGCGCAUCAGCAAGCUCCGCAAGUCGGUGUCGGACCCGGCGCGGCUGCGGGUGCUCACCGGGGACUGGUUCUGCGACGCCCGCGCCCAGCGCCACCGGCACCACCUGGGCUCCGACCUCGUCCGGGCCUCCAUCCGCCGCAGGAGGCGGCCCCGGGGACGGGGGGACCUGGAGCGCGGCCCCAGCCUGGGUGAGCUGGGGGCCAUCGGAGAGCCACUAGCGGAGGAGAAGGAGGAUGAGGAUGGCGCAGCGGACACGGAUGAGAGCAGCCCCACCGAGGAGGAGCAGGCAACCACCAAGGCCCAGCCCAGCCCCCCAGCCCUGGAGGAGACCCCUGAGUCACAGCCUCCACAGAAGGGUGACAUCCCAGCGAGGGAGCAGGACAUCCCAGCCCAGACAGGUGACACGGGAGGUGGGAACCCUUUUGGUUCAUCCACGGAGGAGGAUGAGGAGGAGCCUGACUCUGCACCCAGCAGCGCUGGGCAGAGGCCUGAGACCCCCCAGACAGAUCAGACACCUCCAGACAAGGUGCCCCCACAAAAUGGCCACACCCCCCCGAGCCUGCUGAGCACCAGCUCCUCCGUGUCCAGCCUCAGCUCCUCCACGCUGAGUGGGAGCCUGAUGAGCCUGUACAGCGAGGGGGAGCUGGGCAGUGUGGCCGUGAGGGGCUGUGUCCAGUUCUCCCUCCACUACGACCCGGCCAAGAAGGAGCUGCAGGUCCACGUGGUGCAGUGCCGGGAACUGGCCGAGGCCAAGAGGCAGCGCUCGGACCCGUACAUCAAGACGUACCUGCUGCCGGACAAGUCCAACCGCAGCAAGCGCAAGACGGCGGUGAGGAAGAGGAGCUUGGAUCCCAUCUUCAAUGAGACCCUCAAGUACAAGCUGGAGAAGAGGGACCUGCAGGGCCGGACCCUGAACCUCUCGGUGUGGCACCAUGACAGCCUGGGCAGGAACCUCUUCCUGGGCGAGGUGGAGGUCGCACUGGGUGCCUGGGACUGGGCCAACACACGCCCUGAGUGGUUCAACCUCCAGCCACGGAUGCCCAUCCCCUCGGACGGCCUCGCCAGCCGGGGCAACCUCAACUUGGCACUGAAGUUCAUCCCUGCUGGCUCAGAAGGCAGGGGGACUCCACCCACGGGCGAGCUGCACAUCUGGGUGAAGGACGCUCAGAGCCUCAUCCCGCUGCAGAGCGGCACCGUGGACGCCUUUGUGCAGUGCUACGUGCUGCCCGAUGACAGCAAGGCCAGCCGGCAGAAGACGCGGGUGGUGAAGCGGAGCCUGAACCCCCUCUUCAACCACACCAUGGUCUACGACGGCUUCCAGGCCAAGGACUUGGCCGAGGCGUGCGCCGAGUUCACCCUCUGGCACCAGGAAGCCUUUUCCAAGCGCCAGCUGGGCGGCAUCCGGCUCAGCCUGGGCACCGGGAGCAGCUACGGGCUGCCCGUGGGCUGGAUGGACUCGACGGCGGAGGAGCAGGGGGUGUGGAAGCAGCUGCUCCAGCAGCCCCAGCAGUGGGUGGAAGCUCUGCUGCCCCUGCGGACCAACCUGGCACCCCGGGCGUAGCCCCCUGGCCCCACCAGGACCGCCUGGUGCCAGCGGGACUGUGGGACCUGGGGGGGAUGGAGACCUGGAGCAUCACUGUGCAGGGCUGGGGGUCUGUGCCCUCCCCUUCCAGCAGCAAUGAA